This is a messenger RNA of Drosophila santomea, 4091 nucleotides long. Its product is annotated as zinc finger matrin-type protein CG9776. Gene Ontology annotation, biological process: negative regulation of DNA-templated transcription; positive regulation of DNA-templated transcription. The transcript is spliced from 7 exons. Lineage: Eukaryota; Metazoa; Arthropoda; Insecta; Diptera; Drosophilidae. The record is from RefSeq and is a predicted model, not a curated record. Bases 146 to 3922 code for a protein of 1258 amino acids. Gene Ontology annotation, cellular component: nucleoplasm.
UAUCGAUAACUAUUCAGGUUCGCCUGUAUUGGACUAUUUUGCUACCCACACGUAAUUUCGGAAAUUGCCAGAAAAACCUCGAUCUGAUAUUGAUAUUACUCCAAAAUAGCGCGCUUAAGUCGAAAAAACAUCUUCCAACAGUCAGAUGGACGAAGACUCGGCUUUGAUACAGCUGGGGGAUGGGCGUCUCGGUAAAGCGGUCGAUCUUGAUCUGCCCCCAGGGCCACCCGGCGUCGACGAGAAAAGCGGAAAUAACAACUGCGAGCUUAGGAGCGGUGGGUCGGGAAAGCGCGGCAAGUCGAGUUCCAGGCGCCGUUCUUCAUCCCGUGGUCGGUCGGAUUCCCACAACACCUCGCCGUCGAACACUCGGCGAAGACAUUCCGUGUCCCGCUCGCUAACUCCCCCGCGUCGUGGUCGUUACGAUUCGGCCGAUUAUGGGCGUUAUCCCCGCCGUCGCUUUGAUCGUGACCGACGACGCUCUCCCGAACGUAGGCGCUCUCCGCCACGUCGGGGACGCCGGUAUGGACGAUCCCGAUCGCGAAGCGUCUCGCCCCGACGGGUAGGUCGCUGGUCCCCAAAAAAAAAACCGUCGUCGCCGCAGGGAGGACCACCUUCUCAAAUGACAACUGCCUAUGGAGUUAUGGCCGCACAUAUGUACGGAUCAUACGUCGCUCCACAAAAUGUCUACGGUCACCAAUACGGAAUGCCGCCUGGCUCGUUUCCACCUCAGGAACCGGUGUACGGCAUGCCAGGUCCCCCGCCUGACCACAGCACUUUUGGGUCUGGCUAUGGUCCGCCCCCCACAAGCUCGUGGGGCGUAAACGAGUACGCUCAGCCGGUCUGGAUGAACCAGCCCAUGGCCGGGGUCCAGCCAUCCGCUUCAGACGCCCUGAUCCAGCCACAGAAGCCCCGCGAAAAUCUUUCUGACAAGGAGAUAGGCGAGGAGCAGAAGGUGCCAGCGCUUGAAGGCGCAGGUUUGACGCCUCAGGACGCAGCCGUGGCCCAAGAAGCGGAGAAGCAAAAGGAUGAGCUCAAGAAACAGCGGGCAAACUAUGUGAAAAAGGUAACGCUGCUCAAGAAAGAAAUGAAAGUGCUUAAAGACCAGCGCGAGGACCUGGCGGCCGGCGAAGCACCACCCUCACCAACCACAAAGAAUUUCAUCGAAGAAAACGACCGCUUGCAGAAUCAAAUUAAGAAGAAACUGGAUACAAUAGAAAACGUUAUAGACAUGCUGAACGGCAUAAUUGGCUACGAAGAUGUUGAUGAUGAACCUUCUAAGCAGAAGUCACAUGGCAAGCCUCAGCCUGAACAACAGGUUAGCCGCUCCCACUCUUCCAGUGAAAGUUCGGCAGAUAGCUCGGAAUCCAGCUCAUCAUCUAUUAGUACAUCGGAUUCGUCUUCCGAUAACGAAGACAAAGAAGAUACAGGCGGCGCUGUAGGUAGUCCCACAAAUCGACUAAAGCACCGCGCCAUCAAAUCGAUGAAGUCAAAGCAGCGACAUGGUGAAAUGAAGACAUUACCAACCCCAGCACAAAAUUACAAUUUUGUGUUUUUUGAUCCCGAACAGCAUUGGUGCGAGAGCUGUGCAGUUUUUCCUAAGUCUGCUCGAGACUAUUUAAAGCAUUUGCACGCCGAGGAACACAUGAAUCGUGAGACCAUAGAAACUCCCUGGCAUGUGGGUAUUGACCAUGAUCCCUUUCCCACAUUUGAAAACGCACCUGCCAAGCGCGUUCCCGUUAGGGGCAUGCAAUUUCUCGUGCCGGCUAACGCUUGGUUUUGCAAGCUCUGCAGUGUUUGGAUUGGAGACUUGCACUGCGCUUCCGCUCAUCUUAAGUCUAGGCUUCACUCAAAUAAAUAUCAGCUAUUUAUAAAUCAGAAUCCCAACUAUGAAAUGGAGUGGCAAGCAAACCGUGAGCGGGCCAUGAAUCAACAGAAAGACCACGAUGAUUUCAAGAAUAAAAAGGCCAAGGAAGACGAGGACAAGGCGUCAAAAAAAAAGAAAAGAAAGAGCGGUGAGAAAAAAAAAAAUAAGCGCAAGCACGGAAAAAAGAGCAAACAAUAUACAAUGGAUGCAAACAGCACAUCGUCAUCCUCUGAUAGCUCUUCGUCGGAAGAGGAAAAUGGACAGCAACCAAAGAAAGGUCGUGCCGAACAGCAACCAAUUGGUCAAUUGGAUAAGUCAACUGCUGCAGCAUCAAUACGGUUGGCCAUGAGAAAGCAGGAAAGCACAUCAACAAAUUUAAAGCAGGAAGUGCCUUUUCAGUCUGUGCCGCCACCGCCACCAAUCAUAAAGGAUUGCACAGUUGCUUCAGGACGGGGUAAAUGGACUUCAACCAGUGUCGAAGAACAAAAGGAAGAUCAAAAUAAACGGGAUGAUACCAAGCAAUGGAAUAAUGUGCAGCCUGUUAUAAGUGCGAGUGAAAAAAAGCUGUUGGAACAGCUUAAAGGAAGGCUAAAUUACAAGGGAGUUCGUGACCAGGACAACCAUAAAGAAGUACCAAUAGAAGCGAAUGACGAAAAGUUCAGGCGGGGUGGAGGACGUCGUUCUCGUUCACGAUCUAAGCGGCGCAGUUACUCUCGAAGCAUAAGUCGGGGACGGGAUCGAGAUCGAGAUUGGCGGGAUCGUGAGCGAGAUAGAGACCGUGGUCGCCGGCGUCGGUCACGUAGUCGUGGCCGACACUUCUCCCGUUCGCCUAUGAGAUCCAGCCGGAGAAGUCGAUCCCGUGAGGGUCGAAGUCGACGCAGCCGUAGUCGCUCAAUUGAACGGGUAGAGCGUCCCGUGAUCAAGCAUUCCGAGUUUCGGCCCCGUACUGUACCGGAACGCAAGCAAACAGAUAUAAAGCGCGACAAAAAGGAUGCAGAAAGCAAGUCAAAGUUAAAGUUAUCAAAGCCCUGUAGCAAUUCCUUGCCGGGAGUCAAAAAGCUGCCUUUCAUCGGUAAGAUGCCAGUAUUCAAAAAACAGUCUGUUCCAGCUUCUAACUACGAUGCUACUUCUGUUUACACCAACGGCUGUUUGGAGGCACCACCUCCACCGCCGCCCCCAUUGGGUGGAGCGUCGAGUCAGGUAGUUGCUCGUCAACAAGCACCGACAGCUGCUCAGAUUCAAAUGGCAAUGAUGGAAGAUGCAUUUGGCAAUGCUCCCCCAUUUCAUCCUGAUGCGGGUAUGAUGGUAGAUUACGAAGAGCUAAUGCCAGAUCCCGUCCAGUUUGCAAAUUUAAUGACGAGUUGCCCACCUCCUCCACCGCCUGGAGAAGGCUCUGAUGGGAACGCUCAUGGCCUUGAGGCUGGCGAUCAGCAUGACAAUGAAAACAGCGUGGACGUCUUGCCCCCAGGCAUUGAUGAAACCGAAUCUGACCUGGUACCGCAUCCGUUAGACACUGCAGCACAACCCCGCGACGAUGAACUCCCAAAGGACCUGGUCGAAGCGCUUGAUAUAAUAUUCCCCAGUGACGGAUUAAUUUUGGAGACAUCAAAUGAAAACAGUGAAAAGCAGGAAGAGGUGACUAUCACCACCAUUGUUAAGGAUGACGCAGUGCUCAGUGAGCUUAAUCUUCAAGACUUGGCUAAGCAGGGUAUUCACCUUGUAACAAUCAAUAAAACAGAAGUCUCAAAAAAAUCACAUAUUCAAAAAACCAAGAAGGAUGAAGAGUCACAGGUUUUGAAUGGCAAAUCUGACGCUGCAGAAAACUUAAAAUUAAUUGACGCAGAGGAUAUCCCAAUGCCAAAUUCGCCUCCAGCUGAGCCGUUAUUUGACGAUAAGACGAAAAGCAAGGCCUUCAACAAGCAAGCAGAUAUCUCGGAAAUACCACAGCCGGCUGCAUCGCCUUCAGACAGUGAGAAGUUUCGCCGUCAGUUAGAGCUUGACGAGUUGGCUAUGCUGGGAAUCGACAGCAGUGACAUGGCGGCACAAUAUGCGUUGUAAGAUAUGGUUUGAUGGACUUUUUGGCGGAUGGACGAAUCGAAUAACAAGGAGCCCUAUAGAAAAGGAACAGUUUACAAUUUAAUUUGGCACAUGUGUAUGAGUGUUUUUUAAUGGAAUGUUUUAAAUAAAUGCGCAUAUAUGUACGUUAUAUAUGUAAGAAACCCUAAAA